Molecule: messenger RNA, 738 nt
Organism: Coccidioides posadasii C735 delta SOWgp
Lineage: Eukaryota; Fungi; Ascomycota; Eurotiomycetes; Onygenales; Onygenaceae
Source: RefSeq, a predicted model, not a curated record
AUGCCAGCGCCGGCGGGCACAAAGAGAGUUCGGGUCCUGUUUGGAAGCGAAGCGCAGCCAUUUGACCCCAAUAAGAGGCCGCCUAAUGUCCCCGAAGACCAUACCCACCAAUGGCGCGUCUACGUCAAAGGCAUAAACGAUGAAGACAUCUCCUACUGGCUCAAGAAAGUCCAAUUCAAGCUCCACGAGACCUACGCGCAGUCCAUCCGAACCAUCGAAGGACCGCCAUUCGAAGUUACGGAGACGGGCUGGGGUGAAUUCGAAAUCCAAAUAAAACUUUACUUUAUCCCCGAGUCGAUGGAGAAGCCGCAGACGUUAUGGCACAGUUUGAAGCUGCAUCCCUACGGUCCAGAUGCCGAAGCUAAGAAAGCGAGACGAGAUACCAUCACCAGUCAGCAUUAUGAAGAGGUUGUGUUCAAUGAGCCGGUGGAGCAAUUUUAUAAUCUCCUCACGGGGGGAGCUCUGGCGCCCCAAGCUCAGCCCAAGGGAAAGGCUGGAAAAGGCGCAAAGCAACAACAGCCACAGGGCGGACGCACGGCGGAGAUCCCAUACUCUGACUCUCCCAAGAAUCCAUACAGUCAGAAGUCAGAGGCGAAGGAACUCGAUAAGCUCGGCGAAGCUACAAAAAUGGUUGAUAGGAUGCUGAAAGAGGAGCGAGCUAAACUUGCGGAACGAGAGGCACAUUUGGCGAAAUUAAAAGAAACUGAAAGCUUACCGGUCGUCCAGAAGAAAAGAUGA